CGCGAUCCGGUCCGCUGUGUGCGUUUCCGACGACUUGCUGUGUGCUGCUGCUGAUGACAGCGAAAUUCUUUUCCUUCACUCGCUCUCGAUUUUGCACAUAAAAUGGCCAUCGUUGAAUAUUAGCUCGGAUCGCUAGUUUACGCCGGAUGCGAACGGUUAAAUCGUGCAGAAAACAAAAGUACGGCUCGUUGUGAAUUCGGAAGUAGUAAAUUUGGUUCGAAUUGUGCUAGUGUUUGGUAGAAAAACUCAGUUUGAAUUUGGUGUUGAGCGGCUGCCAUCAGAAGAAAAUCUUUAUUUUUUCUGGAGGAGGUAGAAAUUGCGUGUGAGCAUAAACGGGAAGAAAAUUGAAUACGGUUGUCAGAGUUUGUUUUUUCCUUGUGGCCAGAAAACCGGGAGCGGUUCCGGCAAUUUGUUUUGAAUACCGAAAGUUGUGGCUGUUGUGAACAAAGCUGGCCUAGGCUAAAGUAGAACUGGUGAGGUCGAAGCAGUUUUGACAUGUCAAAUUGUAUAAUGUGUCAUGGGUACCGAAUUUGCUACGUCAAAAAUGACGAAUGAAAGUUUCCAAAUUUUUAGAUGAAAAUUGCGAAUUUUCGCUCACAAAGCAAACUAUCUGCAUAGAAUAAAUAAGGAAGAGAGCAGUGAUUGUGUUUGUUUUGGUUACUGCUAAUGUGUUGGUUUGAAAAUUUUGCGAAUGCCAUCAUCGAAAUUGAACCGUGAUUUAUGGUAGAAAAGAAUCGAAACCACCAUUUCGAAGUGAAGAGAAGAUAAAUCAUGCAGUGUUUGGUUAGCCACCGCAAAUCAGAGUGUGUGUGAUUGUGCAAAAAUUGCGCAAGUGUUUUCUUUGCCCUGUUGAGAUACGCAGUUAAAGACGCCUCUUGCAGGAAAAAGGCAAGGAUAGUUCUUUAAAGUUAACACCUCGGAUGACGUACUGCUGUUGGUUGGCAACUAAGUCAUCAUGGCAGAAGUGAAGAAAACAUCGACAGAACAUAUCAGAAGACAGUCAGCGCAAUCGCCGAAACUCAAAACAGCGAGCGGCAGAUGCCCUAGAAAAAGUUGGCAGUUUCGGUCUAUGGUUGUUGCACUGCUGGUACUGACGACGGCAGUUCGAAUUGGCGGAGCCUCUCGAAUCAUUCGGCACACCAACAGCAAACGUAGCAGUAGUGGCAGUCUUAACGAUUACGGUACCGGUGGCAGUAGUGAUUCGGCGGCGAUGGGAGGAUCCUUGUACAAGGAGCAGCAGCAGCAGCACAUCAACGGAAAGUAUAUCUCAAAUUCGAAUGAAAACAGCGCCGCUGUUGCUGGCGAAGGCGAUGACAACGCAGCAGGCAGCAGCAGCAGCAACUCUGGAGCAGCGCCGUCGUCAGCGUCGUCUUCGUCGUCACUGUCGCAUAAUUCGCCGCAAACAUUGACGCUGACGGCGGAUAAAAAUAAAACGAAAUUAUUAAAAUGUCACUGUGACAUUUGUAAGGACCAGAACUACGUGUGCGAAACAGAUGGAUUGUGUUUUACCUCCCUUUCGCUGGAGCACGGCGUCUACAAGUACUCCUACAGGUGCCUCCAUCGGAAGGAUUAUUUGGGUCCGUUCACCUGGAAUUGGUGCCGCAACAAGAGCGCGGAAAUUCGUAGUGACCACUACUGCUGCUAUAGGCCUGAUCUUUGUAACCGAUUUCUUCUGCCUCAGUUGCCACUAGAGCAAGCCCACGAGGUUAAGGAGCUGGAUAGUGUCCUGAUGAUCCUGCUAGCCGUUGGAGGUGUGAUAACCUUUGCUGCCUGUGCCAGCCUGAUGUUUGUCAUGUUGCGCCGAAGAAAGCGAAACAGCGGUGCAAGGCAAAUCCUUCCCGAGGACUCUAUUUGCGGUGCGAGUUAUCCUAUUCUGAACGGACAUCCGACAAUUCAGGACUUUAUCGAAAUGACCACCUCCGGAUCGGGUUCGGCCGGUUUGCCACUGCUGGUGCAAAGAUCGAUUGCCCGCCAGAUCCAGCUGGUGGAGGUCAUUGGCAAGGGUCGCUUCGGCGAGGUGUGGCUUGGCAAAUGGCGCGGUGAGAAUGUUGCCGUCAAAAUUUUCUCCAGUCGGGAGGAGUGUUCCUGGUUCCGGGAGGCGGAAAUCUACCAGACCAUCAUGCUGCGGCACGAGAACAUACUCGGAUUCAUUGCCGCCGAUAAUAAAGACAACGGCACCUGGACUCAGUUGUGGCUCGUAACGGACUACCACGAGAAUGGAUCGCUGUUUGACUUCCUGACGGCUCGCUGCAUUGACACAAAGACUAUGGUUGAGAUGGCGUACUCGAUUGCAACGGGAUUGGCACAUCUGCAUAUGGAUAUUGUUGGAACUCAGGGAAAACUUGCCAUCGCCCACAGGGAUCUCAAGUCCAAAAAUAUACUGGUGAAAUCCAACUUCUCCUGCUGCAUUGGUGAUCUUGGCCUGGCGGUCAGACACAAUGUGGCCACCGAUACGGUAGACAUCCACUCCACACAUCGGGUGGGCACGAAACGUUACAUGGCUCCGGAAGUGCUGGAUGAAACGAUUAAUGUGAACCAGUUUGAUUCCUUCAAGCGCGCCGAUGUGUACGCGUUUGGGCUAGUGCUGUGGGAGAUUGCGCGACGGUGCAACGUUGGCGGCAUCUACGACGAGUACCAGCUGCCUUUCUAUGACGUGGUACAGCCCGAUCCGACCAUUGAGGAGAUGAGAAAGGUCGUCUGCACGGACCGACAACGGCCCAGUAUACCGAACCGAUGGAUUGCCUCCGACACGCUGCACUCGAUCUCGAAGGUGAUGAAGGAAUGCUGGUACCAGAAUCCGGCCGCCCGGCUCACAGCGCUCAGGAUCAAGAAAACACUCGCAAACAUUCGCUAGAGGCGGCCGGUCACUGUCGUAGGCGAAUCGGUCGGUGGUCCUUCGUGGGUAUAGGGAUGAGGGCGGGGGGAUUAAUCCGGCCGGCAGACCCGGCAGUGUGCAUGAUGACGAGAUGCAAAGAUGAAAAUAAUGUAACAACAGAAUGUGAAAACACGAACUCUCGAUCUAGGAAUUAACACACUUUUUAGCUGGUAAGCAGGAUUAGCAUUAGGACGGAAUGGACCCACUAGUGUGGGGGUAAAUUGUGAGAUAAUGAGAGAAGUAACUCUAGUUGUGUAAGUUUACAGUUUAUUGUAAGGGUACGACGAGAAUAUUUCUUUUGUGCGCAAAAGAAGAAACAAGCUAAUGCAUAAAGGAGAGAAGAAAUUUAUGUUUCAAACUGUUAAAAGUCACAGUCAAGUCAGACUUGGCUAAUUGUCCGUACAUACUAUCAUUUGUGUUUUUUAGAAUGGUUGAUUGAUGUGUUGCAUGUUUGAUUUUAUUGGCGAGCUAGUUUUGAUACAUAGUAAUAUAUUAUUAUUUAUUGUUAGUAUCACUUUAUUUAUCAUAUGAGUUGGCUUGGUUACUAGCAAACACACAUACACACCUACACACACAUCUACAUACAAACAAGACAUUCACAGAAUUAGGCGGUAAGCAGCGUAGGAUGUGCGACCAGAUAUACUGGAAUAAUUUGUUAUUGUUUCUCCAUUUAUAACAUAUCUCCUCUCCUCUAAAGAAAGUUGAAAUUAAGGAAAACAGUAACUGAAAACUUGUACCUCCGUUUACAGCUAAAACUGUACACAAACACUCAAAAUCCUCAACCGGAGAAGCAGUCAACUGCUUUGUAAUGCAGACGAAAAAAAAAACACGUUACUCACAUUUUUACUGACCAGAAUUUAAUGGGUAGUAAUUGGGCAGGAUUACUUCCACUAUGAGACUGUUAAGAAAAGCUAUUAGAUUAUAACAUUUGUUACUUGGGAUGUGCGGGGCUUUUUGUGAAUGUAAUUUUUUAAUAAUUAGACACGAUUUUACUAUGUAAUAAGAUUUUCAAUAGUUUUUGUUUAUUAAAUGUAGAUCAGAAAUUAGUGUUUUUAUUGCGAAUAAUGAUUAUUUUUUGCUUGGCUUUCUUGGACAUUUUAAUUAGUUUUCGAGUGUAAUUUGAAAAGCUUUAAAGUAAGAUUUAAAUUUUCACCUGAGCAUUCACAAAGUUCACCGCCAUUCAGCGACUGUACCUUCAUCUCAGCGAUGAGAAUAAUUCAAAAUUCCACAAUAACCGUUGCGACCUUUUUGUUUUCCAGACUUUGUUUACCAGUAUUGCAAUCAAUAUAAUUUUAUAUAUUACCAAAAUUGAACGAAAACAAACAAAGAAAAACACUCAGGCAAGUGGAGAAAGUUUAACAUUUUCCCGUCCUUCCAUCCUCAAUACGCCCACUCCUCGACCAGGCCAUAUUAUUUUUUAGUUCUACUACGAACAACACCAGUCGGUAUAGAAAACCAAAAGCAGGCUUCCUAAAAUUACUUAAAUGUCAAACGAGUAUAAUAAAUCCAAUUUUUGAAUCACGGAAGUUAUAUUGUAACAGUUUUGUCCGCAGUGAGAGGAUGAGAAUAAUGCAAAGGUAUCGAGUGGAAAAGCGUGAAGAACACACACACACCUUUAUUGCAACAAAAAACUGCCGUUAAAUGUGUAAUUUUUGAGAUUCACAGGAAAAAAAACUAGAAUAUGUAUAAAAGAAGACGAAAGCAUAACAGAGAUAAACACUAAUAAUCACUGCUUACUAGCGAUCGCCACAAUGUAGAAUAGUGAACAGAAACUGAAGUGAAGUGAUCUUUUGUUUCCUUGUGUUGCUGUUGGAGCCCCCGGAAACAUUUAUUUAGCUGGUCUAAAUAUGUCGCGUUAGUUUUGAUUUUGUUUAGGUUUAAUCUUUUGGUUAUUCAGAGCUGAAAAGUUUUUUUUUAUACGGAACACAUGCACGAUCACACACACACACCCAAGAAACAAUCAACUGGUAUGCCAAACUAUCACUCAACUACUUUAUUAGGUACUGCAUGGGGCGAAAGGAAGAACAUCGGGGGCUCUUGCAAUCGAAACGUGAGGGAAUGCAAACAGAAUGGGUUGAAAGCAAUCAUAUUAGCAGGUAUGUACUGUUGUUAGGGACACGAAACUGAACAAACAAUUUAACAAGAAUCACAAAACCUGGAAACGAUGUAUACACAUUCACGACGUACGGAUGCAUAAUUACUUGUUAUUAAUCAGAGGUAGAGAUAGAGAAUAUGAAAGUAUUGGUCGAUGAUUGUGAGAUGGUUUUUUUGUGUGGUCAAAGUCAUAUAACCUGGUCGAAGGUUGGUUUGGUGGAUAAAAAGUCGGAAAUUAUCUUCGUAGUUUUGUUUUCUUUUUUUCAAUAUUAUUUGCGCCAAGUUGAGAAAAUAAAUUGGGGACAACUAAAUUCCUGUGCUUAGCUACACUAUAUAAAAUUAAGUGGUUAAAGAGUAAGCGAAACAAAGUAAGCCAAUUGAAAAUUCAUUCGAGUGACAUAAAUUAAAAAUAAUUACAAUGAUUGCAAGGAUUACAUGUCAAGAAUUAUACCUUUCAGAAUUAAGAUAUUUGAAAAAUGGCAGGAAAUUGAGUUCUUGGGUUAUUUUUUUACUUUUUAAAAGAUAUCUGCUUAAUGAUGGAAUUUCUUGCAAGUAUUCAUGUAAACAUCAGAAGGAACAUUAGAGAUUGUUGGGAGAAGAUGGAAUUUUAGGCCUCCAGUCCAUAGAAUCAAAUUUCAUCAUUAUUUUUCUAUUUCAACUCGUUGAUUAGACCCUACCCUACUAUAUAAUUAAAAACACGAUAACUCCCAUGGUUCCUUCAGUCCGCUUCCGUCUAGACCCCCUCACGGCUGCCAUCUAUGUUUCUUGUCUUCUUUAACGUUGUGGCUGCAGUGCAGUGGUACUGAAUAGGGUUGUAGUACCGGUAGUCCAGGUAUCAAAAAUCCCAGGAAUACCGUCCCAUUUCAGUACCGAAAUACCGGUACUGAAUAAAAAUAACUAUUUUUGGAACUAUGAACCUUUCAGCACAACCUGGGAUCUGAAACCUGUCGAGAAUCAAAAGGACAUCGUUUCCUGAAAUCUAUCUCGUAAUAACGUGAGUCAGCAUAAGCCAACGAAAACGCACUACAAUAAAGUUGUGUCUCCGGUUUUUUAAACCGCAUUGGACACUCAGAAUUGUAUGUAUGCAAGGCACUCAGGAGCGACAUAUACGUAUGGGCAUUAUAAAAGCGACCAUUUGAAAUGAUAACAAACUCAUAUACAGUACAUGUAAUGACUGCGUUGCUUUAGGGAAAUUUCAGAAUUUAGGAAAAAAAACUUUGUUCAAUUGGGCGUGCGGUCAAACUUUACAUUUCUUAGUAACGUGUAGUUGCAAAUUACGAAGUUGAAACUAUCAUUACCACAUAGUUUUACACGUUAAUUGGAUCAUAUUUAAACUCUGACGAAACCUUUUAAUAUAUCGACCAGCAAGGUGGCAAUAUAAGUUGAUAUUAACAACUCUCGUUGUACUGAAAGAAAUAUUUUAACAAUAUUGUCAAAUAUAAUUACAAUGUUCUUGUAUUAGGCUUUGGAAUAACUACCAGAACUGCAAAUUUUCACCAGGUUGUUUUGAACUUGAAGGAAAAACAAAUCUCAAAUCAUACCCUACUAUGUUCAAUUCGCCGUUUUUCGUUUGCAUCAUUCAUUCAAACAGCUGAGCUGCUCAAUCAUUUUCCGUUCAUUUUCGAUUUUAUUGACCCUAUGAAUAUCUCUGUACUAGGAUACUGACGAGGGUUUUCAAGCAAAACUACUCUGAUCAUACUUCUUACUGUUCAUGUAAGCUUGAAAAUGCAAAAUAUGUCAACAUUUAACCUAAACUGGCCUCUACAGAGCAGAUGACAACUUUGGUUGGUGAAUGAAACACCAUCAAUUUAAAAUGAAGACGUACGGUUUGGUUAUGAAAAUCCCGCCAACUUGAAAGUGAAUGAUUAAGGGAGGCUUUGAAUUUGAAUCAUGGUUGGAUUUAAUUGAGCUGAAAGUUGGCAUUUGAAAAUGAAAAUUUGCACCACUGAUAACUGCAAAAAAAUAUAACAGGCAUGAUUUUUUGGAAAUGUUUCAUAAGCGAAGUUCGAAUUUGUUUAUUUGUAUAUUUGUUGUACCUUCACCAACAGACCACUUAAACGGAUGAAUGACCGUCAGGUUAAAACCCCAAAUAAACAAUUACAAUUACCACUUGACUUGGGGUUGCUUAAACUAAUUACAUUAGUUCCCCUAACUCGCAGUGUUCCCCUAUACGGCAUUCGAAUGAGCCUAAUAAGUUUGCGGCCUAAGUCACAUCUGCAUCCGGUUUACUGUUUAAUCUUUAUCUGUAGAAGAACGAACACCGAUUUACAACAGUCGCGCGGAUCGUUUCUAAUAGCGCGAUUGGUGACUAGCUGGCGGAAUUAUUAGGCAGUAACGAGAGGAUUUACAUGAAGCAGGUAGGAAAAUCGAGCUGUUGCAUCAGGCCGCUGUGUAGUAAAUCGCUCUGAAUUGUACCCCACACAGGGAGGUUAUGCACCUCAGAGCAAAUAAAGAGAAGAAUAACAAACGCUCUUUGCACUUUUCAUGCGAACCACGGCUCUUCUCUUUCACAAUAAACCUCUUCACUCCGAUGCGUGUUGCUCCCACACGUGUAUUCUACUCCAUGGCUGCACGCCACAAAGAGUUGAAAUAAAGAGGCUUUUUAGUGUGUAUCUUGGUCCCACGCGCACGUAAGUAGAAAAGGCAACCAAAAAAACAUUUUUAAAACGUUCUUUCGAUCAAACUUUAUCUGAAUUGUAGUUUGAUUCGCCUUCCUACCUGCUUUCCAGUGAGGGGAGGCACAAAAAAGUGGCUCUUCAAGGUGAUUCUUUGAACAUUUCUACAUUUGUGCAGCUCUUGGUGCACAGAUCGUACUAUUUUUCGUUUUCAAGUUUCUCUUUGUGCGGUCGUUCUGCAUGUUCUAUUUUUAAUCGGUGUAUUUCGCUCUUUGUGGCUCAUUGUGUGAGCAAAUAACAAGCCUGACCCCACACACAGGGUUAGAAAUUUGUUUAGUCCGAAAAAGGCCAACGACCUUGCGACCUUGCGUAAGUAUUUCGUAGGCGACAUUGAGGCUUGUAAUGCGUCUAUGGUAAUGUACUGAUCGCCUCAUUCACCUGUUACUAUGAUGCGUUCAGCUCGUAUCUUGUUGGGUGAUCUUCAAUUUGUUCAUUGAGUUUUCGGACAUCCAAUCGCCUGGUUCUCUCGCGUCUGUAUCCGGUGAGGCUACGCGAAUCUUACACACCAUUAGAUAAUGAUUAAAGUCGACGUUCGGUCCUCAGCAGGUUCGGGCGUUAAUGACACCAAUCUAUCAAAACAUGGACGAUUCGCUAGCAAGUUCUGCAAUUGAGUUGUCGCUAAGAUUUACUUCAGAAUUAGGUUAUUUGUUUAUUUACAGCUAAUAUCAACAUAUACGGUCCUAAUAAUAGUUUCUCAAUAUAUUUAAAAAAUACAUUGUAUUCUGCAAAGUAGAAUGUGAAAGCCAAUCUCGAAUGAUACAAUAUUGAAAAUCCGCUGCAAACUAAUGACGGCACCGUAAGCUCCAUAGUUAGUACGGCGAAAGGUAAUCAGUCGAAUACAUCACUGCGGAGAGUUCGAGGGCGAACGAACACAAUCAUCGCAACGCUCGAAACAGUCAAUAGGACUGAAUAGAUAGCUGCCGCAUUUGCAAUGUAUCGAGUCCGAUAAGCAGUUCACGACUUUCGUAACUUAGCAGCUGCUGUCGGUUGUUCCAAAGGGCAAGCAUUGUUGAGAUAAUGUAAAUUCUACACAUCUGAGCAAUCCUGUAUUGAUCGAACAUGUGCGCAGUAGAAAAAGUUCUAGCAGUAAAUAUCGGAAAAAAUGGAAAGUGGAUUUCAGCUGUUCCAGGCUGAGGGCAUACAUAGGGUUUCCAACCGUAAUAAUGUCUAUCAAGCUCGACUUUGCUAUUUCUGGAUCAUGUGUCUUGAUUUUUUGUCGUGACUACGACUAACGUUAAAAUACAGGGGUUUUUCAAAAUUUCGGAAGAAACUGCAGGUAGAGUUUUUGGAUGCGGGUAACUUGCAUUGUACUGAACGGAAUUACAACAGGUUGUGCACUAAUCAGUCGGAAAAAUGUGCAUUAGUUUUGAAUUCAAUUUUGAAGUAUUCACAAUUUCUGUAAAUAAAACAACCUGAUUUUCAGAAAAUCUAUCUAACGCGAUGUGGAAAACCGAAAGAGACCAAAUGAAGACAGCGAGCCUAUAAAUAUAUGCCCCGCGCGUUCUUUUUCUACCUUUCGUUGGUUGUAUUUUGAACGAGCAACAUAUGGAUUGGUUGGACAUGUUCACUAGAUGUGUGCAAAGUUUAUCGAGUGUUCUUCACUCACUCUGCUGUGACAGGCACACACGAAUGACACUUUGUUUGAUUAAUCUAGUGGUUUAAUUGUCAAUCCAACAUCUUCGAAUCUAGUGAAUUACCCAUCCAAACUAAUGCCAAUAUCAAAGGCUCUUUUCAGAUUCACAAUAACUAUCAUAAAAAAAUUGAAAAUUCAAAUACGAUUUCAUUGAUUACCAUUAGAUUAGAAUUAACAGGCCGAAGAGUAGUCACGACAAUCCGGUUAUGUUACAGACAUUACUCAUCCAUCUUUUUCAAAUGGAGCUGAGGAUAGAUGAAAUGCAGGGCAUAGUGUUCUCUAAUGAACCACUAUCCUUGUCGUCUUCUGCACACUUUUUGCCUUUCUCAUAUAAAGAAAGGCUAUGCAAUCACUGUAAAAAUCGACUUGUCAACCGAGGCCCGGAGGGCCGAGUGUCAUACACCAUUCGAUUCAGUUCGUCGAGAUCGGCAAAUGUCUGUGUGUGUGUAUGUAUGUGUGUGUGUAUGUGUGUGUGUAUGUGUGUGUGUAUAUCAUUUAAACUCACACAAUUUUCUCAGAGAUGGCUGAACCGAUUUUCGCAAACUUAGUUUCAUCUAAAAGGUAUAACGCUCCCAUAAGCUGCUAUUGAAUUUUUAGUUGAUCCGACUUCCGGUUCCGGAGUUACGGGUUGAAGAGUGCGAUCACACAGCAAAUUCCCAUAUAAACUGGUACCACCAUGAUGUUCAAAUGAUGUAAAACAUAUUAAAAUUGUUGUAACAUUACUCUAGUUUGCGGGUCUGGAUCACUAAUGAUCAAUCAAAGCCGCUUUGACCACAUUGGCCACCUAUGACGGUUCAUGACGCCCCCGGGGAACCCGCCAAGUUCCUAAGCUAAUAUCACACCCAUUCCCCAACGAAUUCUCUACCGAUUUUUACAAACUUGAUUUCAAAUGAAAGAUACAGUAAUACCAUUGACUGCUGCUGAAUUUCAUUCGGUUCUGACUCUUGCUUCCGGAGUUACAGGGGUAUUAGUAAGGAUACACUGGAAUUUCCCAUAUAAAUCGGUACAAUCGUAAUACCUCAGAGGCUAAAAACUAGUAAAAUGGUCUCCAAAUUACUUCUAAUCGUAGAUCUAGAUAACUGAUUGCCAAUCAAACAUUCUUUGACUAUAUUGUCCACUAUCGACGAUUCCGGAAGUCCGGAAUUCCGGACAUAUUCUACAAUUAUAGUCACAUCGGUUCUUCGGUGAUGACUGAACCGAUUUUCUCAAACCACGUCUCAAAUGGAAGGCAAAAUAUGCAGUUGAGUAUUGCGUUGCCGCCCCUCCCCCCCCGCCUUGCCCGGGCACCUCCCUCCUUCAUCACUCCCCUCCCCUUGGACCACCCUCACGCCAGCAUUUCCUUCAUCCACCCUGUAUACCGAAAUAAGAUGAAGGAUUUCUGACGCAUCCUCCACUCCCACUCUACCCAUUCCCUUCACUUUCAAACCCAUUCCACCAACAUUUCAAAAUAUAAUCACAUGAAGAUAACAUUGAGCUUAUGCUGAUUAAGCUAAUUAAAUAUUAUUCUUUUGCCUUUCUCAUAUAGAAAGUUUAUGCAAUUGCUCCAAAAACCGACUUUCUAACCGAGGCCCGGUGGGCCGAGUCUCAUAUAACAUUCGACUCAGUUCGCCGAGAUCGCAAAAUAUCUGUGUGUAUGUAUGUAUGUAUGUAUGUAUGUGUGUAUGUAUGUAUGCAUGUAUGUGUGUAUGUGCAGAUUUGUUAACAAAAUGUCCACAUCGGUUUCUCGGAAAUGGCUGAACGGAUUUUUACAAACUAAGAUUCAGAUGAAAGGUAUAAUAUUCCCAUAGGUUGCUAUUGAAUUUCAUUUUCAACCGACAUCUUGUUGCGGAUUACGAGUUGAAGAGUAUGGUUACAAAACAAAAUUUGUUGAUUUGUCCACAUCGGUUUCUCGGAAUUUUCUGAACCGAUUUGGCAAACUUGAUUUUAAAUGAAGCUCGCUCGGUCCAUCAGCUGCUGUUGAAUUUUGUGUGGAUCCGAGUUCUGGUUCCUGAAUUACAGGGUGAUACGUACGAUCACGCAGCAAAUCCCGAUUCUAACGAAUUCUGCGAUGAAUGUAAAAAGGUGAAUUUUUUUCCAAAAUGUAAACACAACUGUUGAAUUUGUAGAUCUAGGUCACGAACAGUCAUUCAAAUUCUCUUUGGCCACACUGGCCACCAUUGACGGAUCCGGAAGCAUCCAAAUUCAGAAUAACGGUUAUAUUGGUUUCUCGAAAAUGGAUAGACCGAUUUGAUCAACUUAGUCUCAAAUGAAAGGUGUUGCGUCCCCGGAAACUGAUAUUAAAUUCCAUCUUCAUCCGACUUCCGGCUCCGGAGUUACGGGUUGUGGAGUGCGAUCACAUAGAAAACUCCGAUUCAAACCGAUACCGCGAUGAAUGCAAAAAGGUGCUCUUAUAUAUACUUACCAAGUGUAAUAAGAAUGAAAGACAUUUCCAUAAUGUUAUAUUGUACGAACCAGCUAUUAAAUCAUAGUUUGGAGAAAUGAGAAAGGCACAAUUGCACCUCUAGGUGGAUUAAAACAGGUUUUUUCUACUGAAAUUAAGCUUUUUUGCAUCUUUUGCCUAGAACUAAACAGCUGAAAUCUCAGCAAACAAUUUUUCAGAGAUCCCAGUAAGGGUGACGUUUGAUAGUUGAAACUCGAAAAAUAUUUCACUGAACAUCGGUAAACAAAUUUUACUUUGCUUAGCUACCAGUUUCUAAACUUGCUGACUGUACGGCUGUUCGGAACCGAGAUUAAUUGAGUGUGUACCUCCAUUGUUGCAAUCUUCUCGAAACUCAUGUUAACUCUUUCUUGACCAACUUUUGUCUACCGCAUAUAGCGAUCCAAAACUUUUAUAUUCUUAAUACUGUUGGGAUCAUGAAAUACGAAAAACCUGAUUUGAUCAAGACAUGUGCUUCUUCCGUAGUUCAAGCUGCUCAGUUUUACAUUCCUACAGUAUUUACAAUACUCCAAUUACAUGCAAAAGAUAGCCGAAAACAGUCCAAAUUGACAGGCUUUAUCAAUUUUAAAUAAUAUUGCAAGACAACGAAGUCAUAGCACCAAAACUUAAUUUUCAUCUUUAUCGAAAUCGUCCUUAGCAGCACUGCUUAAACGGAAUCUAAUCAAUUUCAUUGCAAUAACUUCAGUUCUACUAAAAAUAUUAACAAUUGUGAAUGUUCAAAUGAAAGGUGGCCCAGUUACCAAACUUACUUGUUUUUGUAAACAAAUCUUGUGAAAACAAAAAGUUAUACCUUCUAAAAGGUAAAUUUUGUUUAACCCUUCGCAGUCCAGGUGAGAUCCUCACGCAUGCGCUAGCUUACACAUCCCUAUACAUGCGCUAGCCUACAACCACUAAAUAUGGGGUCGUAUCCAACCCCACUCGACCUGCAGAGGGUUAAUGAUUUUUAGCAAAAUAUUUUCUGAGUCUCAGCUGACAAAUGUUACUUUUAUUGAGAUCUCAGCAAAAAUAAUGCUUGCCGAGAUUUCUGCUGUUUAGAUCUAGGAGAACGAUGCAAAUAAAAAAGAUUCGACAGAAUCAAUUAAAUGUGAACGACCAAAGUUUCCACCGGGGUUGUUUACCCGAUCUUCACUAAGGUCAUUCGUACCCCAGCUGGCACCACGGGAUAGGGAUAGGAGUUCUAUAGCAGAGGUUAAAGAAUGCAUUGUGGAGUCUGAUGUUCAACAUGAUACAGCUUUGCUAAUCGGGAAUGAGACAAUUGAGUGAUUAAGGAAACAACCAAUGAAAACCCAUAACUUCAAACACCAGAAGUUCAUUUGACAAGAAAGAGUUUAAGGAUACAGAAAUUCCGAGAUGAAUUGUUAAAUUCGAACACGAAGUCAAACAACGAAGUCAACAACAAAUUAAUCGCUAUGAAAAAAUCGAUCAUGGCGUUCAAGAAUCCAGGUUACCAGAAAUUUGUAAUCUCAGAGAUUAAUUCUAGAUCCAACUUACGUAUACUUUGACGGCGCCUGUGGUUGAGUGGUAAGCAUGACCACCACGCAGCUUUGUGGGUCUGUGUUCAAUCCAGCCGAUGGCGUUGAGAUUUUCUGAGGUGAAAAAUCUGUGGUCACGUCUUCCUUCAGAAGGGACGUAAAACCUAAACCUGCUGAGACGGGGUCCAGAUGGUGGAGUCACCUCUCUGGCGUCGGUGAUUGGCACUCAGUGCGGACCAUUUGAGCAAUUAGUCCUGGUAAAACAAAUAUUUUUUGACCGUGCAAUGAUAGUUUUUGUGAGGUUUUAAGUCCAGUGUAUUCUUACCUAACUCCUGAUCACCACUUGUGAAGUUGCUAGGCAAUGGCAGCUUAUAAAGGGAGUUUUUUUUAAUUUUUUUUCAAGUGGGAUUUUCUGAUAACUGAAUUGACGUACGAUCCUAAUAAUUUCUUUGCAAUUUCAUCAUGCAAAAAUAUACGCUCGAACAACGUUUCCAAAUUUUGGAAUUUUGAAUAAAAAAUAACCGAUUGGUCAAGUAAAUAUUUGGUAGGCGGCUGCCAAAGCAUUACCUGUUCAGAUGUUGCCCCUUAUUGGUUAAAUGGGUACUAACAACGUUGAAUCCCCUGAAUUCGCGAUCUAAAGCUGGAUGUAGACCGCAAGAUGGCACGAAAGUGCAGUGAUGAUAUUUUUAUUUCCAUCUGUCAAAACGCAUCGAAAAGUAAAUUUUGAAUUUUUAUAAACUCAAUCAAUAUUAUAAUUAAAUGUUAUUUCAGCUAAUAAAAAGUAAUAUUGGCGAAGAAAAUAUGUUUCCUAUCUCUAAAAAAUACCUAGAUAAUAAAUUUCUUGUUACAUCACUAAGAAUUCGUUCUUACGGUUUCAGCUUAUACUAAACUGAAUUCCAGAGAUUGAAAUAUCGAUAAAAACACGAUAGUGGUCGAAAAUCACUGGAUUAAAGAGUGCAAAUAUUGACAGUCGAGGCUAUUCACUGAUAAAUUCAAUUUCUAGGUAAACAUUUUCCGUAUUUAAAACAAUCAACCUAACCUCAACAAUACAAAAAUAAUUCCGGAUCUCAAUAAUUCGCAAUAAAAUAUCAAAUUUGACUGAAUAUUUUGGGUCAAAAGGAAGAACGAGCGUUUUCUUAUCAACUGUAGUUGAACUUUUAGUGAAACUAAGCAAUGUUGCUCUUAAAACAAUUAAAAUCGAACAACCAUCCUAUAUCAUCAAUGCAAGAAAAUACUUCCGUCAUCAUUUGACUGAUAUCAAUAAUGAAACCUAGUUGGCGCGUCGAGCGGAUAAGUUUCACGUUUGAGAGCCAAUAAAGAAUCGCCAACUCUAUCGUCUGUUUACCAUUUUUCUUCCAGUGUCAUUCCAAUCGAGUACGAGACCUGUCAAUGGAUUGGAAGCGGUUUUGCUUCGGAUUGAGAGCUUUUGACAGCUCUUGUGUUCGAUUCGAAUGACGCUGACAAAUAAAUAAUGAGAAAAAGAUAGAGAUAGCGUGUCUUUAUCAGAGGGAUUCAGCGUCUUUAAUGGGUAUGUAAAGAAACAAACAAAUAGUGCCUGGGUUAUGCGGUUUAUAUGCGAUCGGUAUCCGGGGCUCAGUUGUCUUCAUAAAUUAUACCGGAGACAAUGUGAGCAUCACUGCCGAACAACAUCGAGACAUUUUCGAGGGAUGGUCGCUUCCAAAUGUUGUUCCACAGGAUUUGGAAGAACUUUGACUUAAACAAGAUAGGUAAUAAACCAUACGGGCGUUGUAACAAUCAAUUUAUGGAAUACGAUGAUAGACGGAUUCUGUCGAAAAACGAUAGUGUUGGCUGGCUGCCCUAAUAAAAAUCUUAUGAUCUAAGAGCCUAACGACCUGUUCAGAGUAUAAUCCAAACAAUAUGUGGAAUCGUUGGAUUAUAUGGGUUAACGUUCGUGUAUAUUUUUUUUAUUAGGGUGCCUCGUUCUUACAAUUAGACAAUUGUGGAAUUGUUUUGUGGUGUUACUUCUCUCGUCCACACCGACAACCAGCAAACGACUGAUGAGCUAGAGGUCAACAUUGAGUGCGUUAUUCACAAAAUUUCUCCGGUCGUUCUCGAAAAAAUGGCGAGAAUUAGACCAAUGAAAUGGGUUUUUCAAAAAGUAGUCGCGGUUGACAUUUGAAUAAAAUUAUUUUAAGUUGAAGCGAUUUCAAAACGACAACAAAGGUUCGGUUAUGUUCGGGUUACGUCCAGCAUCUGUGUGCGGCUAGAACGUACUAUACUGAUAUAAUAUGGCACGCACACAAGAGUAUCGUUCAGCAAUCAGCUGACUGAUUUUUGCACCACGUGUUUCAUUUGUUUUAAAAAAUAAAAAUGUACAAAUUUCCCGAGCGAAUCAAAAUUCCGUGAAGAGAAUUUAUUCAUCUGCAUGUGCUAACAUGCUUACAUACAGUGAUACAAUUUCUAAGCAAUCUGAGAUAAGACAUUUAAGUUACAAACGAUUUUGUCUUGCGCGCCAAUGCAAUGAUUUUAUUUUGACGAUGAAAUAAAAAGAAGAAGCAGAAACGAUGGCAGCCAUUUUAGCUGCCACCUUGUGACUCUAUUCAGCAUGUCCUUAAAACGUUAAACUGCAUGCCAUACGCUACCAAAAUAAACAAAAAACAUUUUUUCUUAUUUCGUUUAUUUGACACGGCUCAUAGCGGUAGCUUAACGGAGCCGUGGAUCUUUUAUGUGUUUACAAUCUGUAAAAAAUAAAAAUAGAAACAAAUAUUAUUGUUUGUCCGUUGGAUCUCGUGCGCGCAACUUUUUAUUGCGAGCAGAGACCUUCUUUCGCGGCUCGCCUACUGCGUCAUGGAGACCGUUUAAUUCUCUCCUGUCCUCCACAUCAAGGUCAUCAUCGUUAAAAGUGCCUUGGUGCUCACGACCAGAUAUUCUUUCGUGUUUCUUGCACUUACGGGUGACCAAUGUAAAUCCGUCGUCAUUCUUAUUAUCUUCAUCACCGAUGUUACUUACAGUUGUUUCAGGGGUGCUGGGUGCUGCUUUGGCAGUUGUCAAUAGGGACUGAACAGCAGCCACAAAUUUGGCAAACGUUUGUGGUUCAGGUAUUGGUAUUAAAAAUUCUUUUUUGGGUUGGUUUGCCGUGGAUGCUUUGGCAAUCGGUAGAGAUGCAUUCUCCUCUGUAUCUUCCGCGCAAAGUUGUUCGUGGUGAGCUGUCUGAUUAAAAUACUUGCACGUAGGAGUUUGCCCCUCAUGGGUGCAUAACGAAGUGUGGUUAAUAGUAACUUCGUGGGUUUUGAGUUUUAUAGUCAAGUGGGAGGGGAUAUUUCUUUCGAUCCGCAUCCUCACCACCAGAACACCGUUAGGUGUACCCGGGAAGAAAUUUCUCCACGUAUCACGUGUAACGGAUUCUACUUCUCCGUAUUGUGACAUGUACGUUGCGAUUAGAUCAGGAGGGGUACGUGGUGAUAGGUCAUGUAGCUUUACAUCUUCAUAGGUUUUUUCUAUAUACACGGGAAUCUUAAUUCCAACUUUAUCACUUUCAGCCACCUGCUUCAAGUUGUUCUGCAAAACGAAACGUUCGGCUUGGGCUAACGUGUUGAAUGAUAUGAGUACUACAUUGCGAAUAUGAUGAUACUGAAGAUACAUAACCUCCUUGAGUCUAAACUGCUUCUUCACCUUCAGGAGGUAUUCCACUUCACGAAAAUUCAAUCUUAUUGAACAGAACUUAAAGUCAAUGACCGCUGUGUUGGGUCGGAGCAGAGAUUUUUCGUCAACUUUACUUGUGAUGGCAAGAAUGAAUUAAAAGUUUCCUUUGUUCUCGAGACACACACUAGAUCGAGAGGUUGCUAGUUGUUAUUCACUUGGUUCGAUUGUAAGUCUGACUUGGGCAGAAGUAGAAAGUAGACUGAAAGAAAAAAAAACAAUUGUUGUAAACGAUUGUUUGUGUGUUUCAUUUCGCUUUAAAAAUGAUACAAAAACACUCUUUAGGAUCCGGACUUUCACUCAAUUCAAGGCUUACUUGGUUUGGCUUUACUGUUUUGUUCCGCGUAUUUGAGUCUUCACUCCCAUCACUGAUGCAAAUUGUGUACAGUUAGGAUGUCCCACAUAAUUAUAAAACUCUUAACAUUUGUUUGGAAAUACCGAACUACUUAAUCGCCUAUCGUUUUCACAUUGAUGAAUUCUUUUAGUUGUUAAUACAUCUAACGACGGCAAUUUAAUCCCUUGGCAUUCGCAGAUACCAUUUUGGAUCCAUACGAACUGAUAAAACUAAAUCCCAAAACAUAUGUGCGGAAAUUGGUGGGUUCAUUUUCUCUCUACUCAUUUGGUGCCGUUGUUUUUUUUUCUAAUGUAUGUUUUUUGUGAAACGAAAAAGAGAAUCUGAGCGAACGAGAGUAAUGUUGAUGUCAUUUUUUUUUUGUUAUUCGGGAGAAUGAAAGUUAGUUAUAUCGAAAAUCACUAUAACUGCAAAUAUUCUUAAUCCAAACCUCUUUAUUAUCUAAUUCACGCAUCCUACAUUAUCUAUUAAAUUAUUGAGUAUCAAUUAUUCACGGAUUACUCCGUAUGCAUUAUUGCAGUUAAUAUGAGUAUAUGAGUAAUCUAGCGACCCUCUUUACAAAGAAUCAUAACGAAAUAAGCAAGUAGAGGAACACAUACAUUAAAAUACACCAUUACGAGUAACACAAACAUCUAUAAAUCUAUUAAUAAUAAGUGAACGAAUGGAUCGCCUGAGGCAGAAAAAACUCCGUUUUGUUUUUUUUUAAUUUCUCCAUCCCUUGGCGCUGCGUUUCUAAUUAGUUCGUUUUGAGUGUGUGUCCGUGAGUGCACGCGCGUGCGAAUGUAAAUAGGCACUACUACAGCAGAAUAAGCAAACCGCAAGAGCAACAGAUUUAGAGCAGCAAGGGAUGAACUCGUCACCGAUCAAGGUAGGCCUAGAUUUGUACCUUCUGUCCAUUAGAAAUUCCUCAGAUAAGGUGGGCUUUGUAAUAUUUACAAAGCCCAUCUGAACCGCUCCUAACCGUAAACGCAACCCCUAUCUGGAUCGGAUGGCAGAGCAUGGUUUACUCAGACACAAAACAAAACUACCUUUGAAGAUACAAAACAAAACAAGAAACAAAAGAUGUACACGAGCAAAGCAAACCUGACCGCAUGUUGAAAAUGUACUAAACAAACAAACAAAUAAACAAACAAACAAAACAACUGAAGUAACAAAGGAAAGAGGAUUGAGAUGAAUGUUUAGCAGACAAAAUCAGAGCAUCUAACCAGUGUUAUGUGAGUUAUUGUAUAGUAGAAGGAAACAAAAAAAUAAAGAAUAACAAAGCAUACAAAGAAGGGAAAACACAAGUGACAAAAUAUGUGAGUAAAACUAGAGAGAGACAAGUUAAAUUGAAAGAAAGAAUAAACCCAUACUGUUUGAUUAGCGAUGGUGUGAAAAAAAACAGUUAGCGAUUUAUAAAAGUUGCGUAUUUAGAUGGUAAGAAUGUCGUUCUACAUUGUAUCGAGCCUGAUUGCAUUUUUUUUUUGAUUUGAUGAUGAAUCGCUGAUCAGAUGAUAAACAUCAUUAUUUGCUCAAGCUGAUUGCAUAUAAACAAAACAGAUCCUGUCAUUGCCGCUUGCGAUAAGACUAAGCAGAAAACAAGUACAGUUUUCAGCAGUUUCGUUCCAUUGCUUUCUUAUCUGGACUGCAUUUUAGCAGAUGUGGAGGCGGGUGAGCCGCAUUGAACGAAACUACCCAAAAUAAAAAGUGACUGAUAUUAGUUUCCUAAACCCAUAAUCCUAGUUGCAAGACAACCAACAGCAGACACAAUAGAAAUGCCUAUCGAUUCCUAUCUCUGAUUGAAUGAGAAUAAUUUGCUGAUUUUAGGUGCCAUUUUUAUAGUGCAUUUUUAUACCCGAUAGGCGUUCAGUGUGUGAAACUUUUCUAGUUUCCACUUUUGAAUGUACUUUGACUACUCUUUCCACAUAGUAUUGAAAACAGUGCAGCCAGACUAUUUCCCCCAGCAUAUUUCCGUUCAGCCACAAAUGCUAGAACUAAUAACUUGUGUGAAUGGUUUCUGCAUAAAACUCAAAAAAAAAAAAAGAAAUGAGCAAACAAAUAAUCCAGUGUAGUAGUUUUUAGUCGAUUAGAAUGGAGAAAACAAAAACAUGAUGCAAUGUUACACAACUCAGUGAAACAGAGAGUAACAAGCGCCGAUAAGUUGUAUGAUAUGAAUUAUAAUUUUCUACCUCAUUUAUUUAGUAACCUUUUUUAUAAACAUAAAACAAUGUAAAAAACAACAAAAAAAUGUAAAAGUUAGUGACAAACCUAGUAAGAAACUAUUUUAAGUCAUGAAUAAAAUAAUAACAUUUACUAUUAAACAUAUUACGAUUAGGAGCACUCAGAAGAAUAAGGGAAGUAAGCUAAGCGAACGUUUUAUGUUCUGCGGAAAGAGAAAUGCGAUUUUCUUUUUAGUCGGAGAUUCAGUUCAGUGACCACUAAGAGCAAACCUAACAACACACGAGCGAAAACAAUAAAAAUGAAUUAACAACUUUGGAGACAGACGACAACAGUCGAGCUGCCCUACCAACCGGAAAUCAUUGAAACAGGUAACGCGGAACCGAAAUCGCGGGGAUAAUAUAUAUAUUUUGGUAAAUACCUUUAAACCAAGCAGAAAAUCCGAAACCGGAAUAAAAACAAACGAAUCUGUAAGCCAGCUAACGAGGGAAGACGAUACACGGGAAACUAAUACAUUUGUGAUCAAAUUGCUUGGCAGUUACUAAAUUAGCGAUGAAAAAGCUGAAAAAGAAAAAGAUCAAUGAAUUUUAAAACGUUAUCAUCAUAAGAAGAAAAAAAUUGUUAGGGUAAAAACUGAAACUUUUCCGCAUGAGAGGUUUUAAAACAAAAUUAUAUUUAUCAGCUUUCGAGGGGAAAACCGCAAAAAAUGGUUUCCUCUUAAUCCUUUCGAAUGUUCAGCUUUAGUUCGAUAUAAGAUAUUGGGUUUUUGAAUUUGAAACUUUCGAAACUUAACCGCGUAAAGUGUGCUUGAUCCGAAGAAAAAUUGCUUCAAAAUGAAGGAUAAGUCUGUUUAAAAAAAACUGAAACGAAUCGCGCUGAAAGCGUGUUUGCACAGAAAUCGAAAAGAAUGACUUUUUGUAGCGAUGAAGGAUUAAAUAUCCGAAGACUGUAGUGAGGGAACCGAUAAGUAAUGAGUGAGUUCGCUCUUUAAACAAAACUAAGAAAUACAAGCAGAAACGAUGGUAUGACGAGAACGAGAAAUACGGUUAGAAGUUCUAUUAUCAUUAUUAUAAUUACUAUUACUGCAUACACACUAUCAUUAUAUUACUUGAUUAGUUGAUUAUAUUACGCAUAUAUUAUUGAUAACAAAACAAGCAGACGACAACAUAUAAAAAAGAAGGAAUAAAAAAACACAACAUAACAACAAUGAUCCGGUGGAACUAAGAAGAAUAUUAUUAACACUGUCUUCUAUACAGUCAAGGAAAUCUUUUUCUGAUGUGAAAACAAGUUGGGAAUCUUAGUUCUGGACAAUAGAUAUAAAAACAAACAAUGAAAAAAUAAAAAAAAUAAAGUGAUUGAUUAUUGUCUUUUGUAAUAAAAUAUUAA
Topomyia yanbarensis is the source of this 20741-nucleotide messenger RNA. It is a transcript of the gene babo, whose product is annotated as TGF-beta receptor type-1. Gene Ontology annotation, cellular component: activin receptor complex; plasma membrane. Lineage: Eukaryota; Metazoa; Arthropoda; Insecta; Diptera; Culicidae. The coding region runs from base 956 to 2854 and encodes 632 amino acids. The record is from RefSeq and is a predicted model, not a curated record. Gene Ontology annotation, biological process: nervous system development; protein phosphorylation; activin receptor signaling pathway. The transcript has 8 exons. Gene Ontology annotation, molecular function: ATP binding; activin receptor activity, type I; activin binding.